AUGUCUGGCAUGGGCCAGGCUUCUUCCCAAGGUCAACAAGACAAGAGUGAUCACUCUCAAAAUGGAGAGGAGCAGAACGCUGGCGAUGUGCCGAUUUACUACCAUUGUGCUCCAGGAUCAUCAUAUUUUGAAGAUGAAAUGUAUAUGCGAGAAGUAGGUGACAUCGUUGAUUCAUUUUACCCUUCCGUGGCUUCGCCUGCUAUCUCAAUACCGGACGAAGAAGUGCCAGAUGAAGAAAGACCAAAUGAAGCAAUACCAGAUGAAGUAACUCCACCUGGGCAAGAAGCGAACUCUCAGACACAGUCUGAUACUCCUCCCGAAUUUUUAGACGGUGCACCAGGACCUUCCGUCACUUUAGAUCCUACUCCAUCCCCAGACGCGAGCUCUCCUCCGCCAGAGCCUCUCCACGACGAACCCUCGUCUUCGACCACCUCCACCACAGCCUCAACGCCAGAAGAAGUAACACUAGGUAGCCCAGAAGAGAACCCUCCAACAAAUUCUAAUUCUCUUCCUGAAUCUUCAGAAAGUGCAUCUGAAUCCGCCGUUACUUCAGACCCUACUCCACCCCCAGGCUCCAACCCUCCUCCGCCAGAACCUCUCGUCGACGAACCCUCGUCCUCGCCCUCCCCACCACAUCCUCAACACCAGAAGAACUAA
This is a messenger RNA of Glarea lozoyensis ATCC 20868, 657 nucleotides long. RefSeq lists its product as uncharacterized. The record is from RefSeq and is a predicted model, not a curated record. The transcript has a single exon. Bases 1 to 657 code for a protein of 218 amino acids. NCBI's taxonomy places the organism in Eukaryota, Fungi, Ascomycota, Leotiomycetes, Helotiales, Helotiaceae.